Molecule: messenger RNA, 1737 nt
Organism: Ascochyta rabiei
Lineage: Eukaryota; Fungi; Ascomycota; Dothideomycetes; Pleosporales; Didymellaceae
Product: Triacylglycerol lipase
Exons: 3
Coding region: 1-1737 (578 amino acids)
Biological process (GO): lipid metabolic process
Molecular function (GO): triacylglycerol lipase activity
Source: RefSeq, a predicted model, not a curated record
AUGGCCGGAGCCUUGCUGUGGAGCGUUUUCAGCUGCUUUGGUGACAUCUUCUUAUUCUGGGUCCGGAGACUCUUUGCAUGGUGGACGAAGAAGAACCCGAGAGACUUGCUGCUCGAGACUAUCGCAGAUGCGCGCUAUUUUGAAGAAUGGGAAGCCGCAGCAUACCACCUCGACGAGCUUCUGGGCUACGACCUCUGGCGCCAGAAUGCGACAAGCAAGUACUACAACUACCGCCUCAUACACCAACGCCUCACAGCUAUAAUCGAGGCUCAUGAGGAUGAUGACAUGCUGGGCCUAAUCGGCCUGUUGCGAAGUGGCCUUGUUCGCAACCUUGGGAACAUCACCGCCCCGCGUCUCUUCGAUCGUGCAUACGGCGGAACGAAGCUUCUAAUCGAGGACUAUGUCACUCAAGUCUCGUACGCUAUCGAAUAUCUCACGCAAUACCCGACUACGGCGAGCUCGGACACGGGGUUGACCAACCAGGCGAAGUUGGACGUGUUGCACGAUACAAGGCAGGCGUUUGGAAGAUCAGUCCUCGUGUUGCAGGGUGGACAAAUCUUCGGCAUUUGUCACCUGGGCGUUGUCAAAGCACUCCAUCUGCGCGGUCUGCUUCCACGCAUUGUUGCUGGAACUGCUACGGGUGCAAUAAUCGCAGCCUUGGUUGGAGUACAUACCGAAGACGAGCUCUUGGACUUCUUGAAUGGGAAAAACAUCGAUCUUAGUGCAUUUGCAAAGCGCCCGCGGAGAAAAGGCUCGAAAGGCAGUGGCUGGCUAGAGACACUCACGCGCCGCAUCAGACGGUGGUGGCAGGAGGGACACUUCCUGGAAGUCGGCGUACUAGAGCAGCUGUUAAAGGCCAACGUGGGAGAUUUAACUUUUGAGGAAGCCUACACCAGAACGAAGAGGGUCUUGAACAUUACCGUUACCACCUGUGGUGGCGGCGGUGUACCGAAUUUGCUAAACUAUCUCACAGCUCCGAACGUACUCAUCUGGUCAGCGGCCCUCGCCUCGAACGCAACCGCAUCUUCCACUCUCUACAACCCUGUGGCCUUGAUGUGCAAAGACGAGUUCGGCAACAUCACACCCUGGUCCUCAGCAUCAGAGACCACCUUCCGCCCAUGGACACACGCCUCUUACUCGGACCGCCAAUCGCCUCUCCACCGCAUUGCCGAGCUCUUCAACGUCAAUCACUUCAUCGUCUCCCAAGCACGACCAUACCUCGCACCCUUUCUCCGCUCCGAUCUUCACCAUCCCAAUCCCAGACAGGAUGGGCGCUGGAAACUCAGCAUGCCAAUCCUGCGCCUUGUCCUCCUGGAGGUGCAGCAUCGAUUGCACCAGCUCGACGAACUGGGCUAUCUUCCACCGUCAAUACGAAGAUUUCUGCUCGAUGAGAACAUUCCAGGCGCCAGUCUGACUCUUGUCCCCGCGCUCACGCCGGGGGAUUUCUUCAAGUUGCUGGAGAAUCCAACAAAAGAGGCUAUUGAUUAUUGGAUCUUGAAAGGCGAGCGGAGCGUGUGGCCUGCCGUCACGGCGCUGAAGAUCAGGUGCGCGAUUGAAGUGGAGCUGGAUAGGGGGUAUCAGCUCGUCAGGAGAAGGAAACCAUUUGAGAGCGUCAGGAGUGGAGGGCUGAGGAAGAGUGGGAGUCGUGGCGAGGUCAGGUCCGCGCAUGGCUCGCAAGAUUAUGGAAACGCUGGCAGGACGCAGAGAAGACUAAGGGCGGAAAGUUUAGGUGGCUAG